AGCUUCCAUAGCCGCUUUACCGCUAGCCUUAGGAGCGAUCCUCAAUGGGUACCUGAUGGAAAAAUAUGGAAGAAAACAUGCGAUGUGGUUCUCUCAGAUACCAGCACCGGGAUGGAUGAUGAUCGCUUUUUCACAGAACAUCUACACGGUCUACGUAGGCAGGUUUUUAACAGGCUGGAGCGCUGGGAUGUCAUCAGGUCUAGCCAACGUUUACGUGGCUGAAAUAGCGUCUAUAAAGAAUAGAUCCUUAUUGUUAGCUUUGCUCAAUUUCUCCAUCAACUUAGGCAUCCUAUUAUGCCACAUUCUUGGUCUGAUCUUGAACUGGCAAUUAGCAGCUGUGGUGAUUUUUGGUUUCGCAGUGCUGGGUUCCAUUCUCAUGGUUUUCUCACCAGAAACCCCUUUCUGGCUCAUCUUGAACGAUGAGUACGAUGAGAGCAUCAAGAACUUCUCCAAUCUGAGAUGUUUGCCAGAAGAAGAUCCCACCUCAGAAGAGUUCGAGGGUCUUCGUCAGAAAGCUGAACACAUGAAGUCAAUCCCCAGAAAUUGGAAGUACUAUCUGGACUGUUUCGUUAGGCCCGAAUUCUACAAACCCUUGAUAAUAUCCAGCAUGUUUUUUUUGAUUGCCCAGUUCUCUGGAAUAAGUUCGAUAACCUUCUACAGCAUGACAGUUUUUCAAGGUGUUCUUGGACCAGAAUUUCCAGGUGAAAUUGCGAUGAUCGCUGUGGACACUGUUCGUCUUGUUUGUUCCCUAAUCACAAUUUUUUUCAUGCAGUAUAUCUCCAGGAGGCUUCAAGCUUUGAUUAGUGGAAGUGGUGUUACUUUUUCCCUGCUUUUGAUGAGUAUUUACAAUAUGAUUUGUAACAGAUACGGUUAUGAUAUCAACUAUAUUGUUCCCUUAAGUUCUGUCAUUAUUUAUAUCUCUUUUAUGUCGUUUGGUUUUAUGCCUUUACCGUGGUGCAUGCUCGGUGAACUAUUUUCAGCUGAUAAUAAGGGAUUGGGGGCUGGUAUAUCAUCAACUAUUUCCUAUAUAGCAGCCUUCGUAGUAGUCAAUACCCUUCCCUAUAUGUUCAGCAGUUUGGGGUCUGAUGGAACCUUCUUAACUUAUGGCAUAGUAGCCCUUCUGGGUACUAUUUACUUAUUUUUCUACUUACCUGAAACGAGGAACAAAACCUUCGCUGAAAUAGAAGAAAAUUUCAAGAGAAAAUAAGAAAAACAACUCGAAGGCAAUUGCUAUACGAAUAAAAAACUGUAGACGUAGGAGUUUGUAAGAUAUUUUAUUCAUAAUAGAAUUAUGUAGGGAUAAUAGAAUUUUUUCUGCCUAUGUUCAAUUGUAUUUGUUUUGAAAAUAUAUUAUCAAACAAAACACGACAAUAAUAAAGAAUAUUUCAUAUAGAUUUUCAAAUAUUCAAUAAUAAUUAAAAUAGGUAAUGGUUAUGUUCGUUAUUUUUUUUUAAAUGGGUACUUUUCUAAAAUAUCAUUUUGUCCAUUGCAUCUAGUGAAUAUUUUUUUGGAUUGAAUGCAUCAAGCUCUUGGUCUGUUUUUUAUGCGAAUGCUCACUAGAUUAUCGGUAUAUAUUGAUUUUUUUCUUCAAAAUUUAUU
Coccinella septempunctata (seven-spotted ladybird) is the source of this 1599-nucleotide messenger RNA. Its product is annotated as facilitated trehalose transporter Tret1-2 homolog. Gene Ontology annotation, molecular function: transmembrane transporter activity. Gene Ontology annotation, biological process: transmembrane transport. The transcript has a single exon. Gene Ontology annotation, cellular component: membrane. Lineage: Eukaryota; Metazoa; Arthropoda; Insecta; Coleoptera; Coccinellidae. Bases 56 to 1207 code for a protein of 383 amino acids. The record is from RefSeq and is a predicted model, not a curated record.